AUACUAGGGCGAUAUGUCGAUGUGCUCUUAAGGAGAAAGGAUGAUGGGAUGCAAGUGCCAUAAACUAUCGUUGAAAUAGUGAUAAGUCGUUAAUUAUUUGUUUUUCAGUAGCAUUUUUCAGCUCGUUUCCAGGCUGAUUUUAUUAAAAUACCGUCCAACUUAAGAGAGGCUUGACUGUCUGCGUGCUGACGCGCCGCACAGGUGCACACCUUCUUAUAGUCUCUGCAAAGCUUCAAAGUACCGUCACCUAUUAAACGCCAUGGAAAAGUCUAAAAACUUUAGAAUCGACGCCCUCCUCGCCGAUCAGACCAACCGUGGCAGUCGUGAUCUUUCCCCGGGUCUGAGCAGCGACAGCCCAGCGGGCAGCCCGGUCUCCUGCCGCCGCUCCGAUACCCCAUCCCCGCGGGGCGCACACCUUCAGACCGGACUAAUCCCCAAACCGAGCGUCCUAAAUCUCCCGCACCCAGGCCUGGCUUCUCUGACACAGGGCGCCAUUCCCGGUAUGUACCCCGCACCGAUGUAUCCACUGACCGCUCUGGGAGGGCAGCACCCAGCAUUCGCAUACACCGGUUUUACGCAGCUGACACAGAACUACCCGGAGCACCUAAAGGCGGCUGCCAUGACCGGAUCUCUGCCCCUGGAACACUGGAUCAGAGCCGGGAUUAUGAUGCCACGGAUGCCAGAUUACACCUCAGGCCAUCAGUCCGGCCUAUUGGGGAAAUGCCGCAGGCCUCGUACGGCCUUCACCAGUCAGCAGCUCCUGGAACUAGAGAACCAGUUUAAACUAAACAAAUACCUGUCCAGACCCAAGCGCUUUGAGGUGGCCACCUCCCUGAUGCUGACCGAGACGCAGGUCAAGAUUUGGUUUCAGAACCGGAGGAUGAAGUGGAAACGCAGCAGGAAAGCGAAGGAGCAGGCAUCUGCCUCCAGCCAGGUGGAGGCAGAGCGACUAAGAAGUGGAGGAAAAGUGGCCAAUGACAAAUCAGAUGAGACCAGACGAGGUUUAAAUGUGGACGGCAGACGGGUAGAGUAUGGGUUGGAGGAUGGAGAGGAAGGGGAGGAGGAGGAGGAAGUAGAUGAGGAGGAAGAAGAAGAAGAGGAGGGAAGCCAGCAUCGGUAUCAUAUCACUAUGAGCAACAAGGUCGGAAUGCCACGGUCCAUGGACUUCUUGCAGCACAGCAGCAAGCUUGGGUAUGACCCCCACAGCCCGUUCUCUGAUGAUGAGCUGGAGGGAGUGCAGGUAGGAGGAGGAGACAGGAAGAUUGGGGCAGGACUGUGAGGAGACCCUGGGAACACUCUGAAUGUUACAGAGAGAUUUUACCAGUAAAAUUGCCCAAAAAGCUUCUGUUUGUGUUUACUUGAAAAGACAAUUUCCAAACUUGAAAAUGUGUCUGUUGACAUCUUCUGGAAACACUGAUCGUUCACACAGCACAUUCUGUACAUUAAUUAAUUCAUAUUUUCAAACUAUCGGAAUGAAACCUUGUAGCAUGCAGAAAAAAAUCAUCCUGAAGACCUUUCACCUAUUGUUUGGCGACAUCCUGUUUGUUCCACCUGCUGACAGCUGGAGCUCCACCCUGCAAACAUGCUUUUCAUACAGGAAGGAUAUAAAGACAACCUGGAGAUAAACAACUUGUGUCGCGUGCAAGAAUCAUGAAGUUAAACAGGUUGCAUGGUACUGUGACAUGAACGAGUGUUGCAUUUCAUGUUAUGUAAAUAUCACUGUUGUUCUGUCAUUGCUCAAGUUUAUGAAUCCCUUCUUGUUAUUUACAUACAAGUGCAUUAAUUUAAUUUAUUGGAAUGACUGCAAAGGUUAAUUAGAAGAAUAUUUAUGUCAAACAUGUCUGUGGUACAACUGUGAAAUAAAAGAAAAGUAAAAGCUG
Molecule: messenger RNA, 1880 nt
Organism: Girardinichthys multiradiatus
Lineage: Eukaryota; Metazoa; Chordata; Actinopteri; Cyprinodontiformes; Goodeidae
Gene: mnx2b
Product: motor neuron and pancreas homeobox 2b
Exons: 3
Coding region: 260-1279 (339 amino acids)
Biological process (GO): regulation of DNA-templated transcription
Molecular function (GO): DNA binding; DNA-binding transcription factor activity, RNA polymerase II-specific
Source: RefSeq, a predicted model, not a curated record